Cercospora beticola is the source of this 3387-nucleotide messenger RNA. RefSeq lists its product as uncharacterized. The record is from RefSeq and is a predicted model, not a curated record. NCBI's taxonomy places the organism in Eukaryota, Fungi, Ascomycota, Dothideomycetes, Mycosphaerellales, Mycosphaerellaceae. Gene Ontology annotation, molecular function: nucleic acid binding.
CAUCACUCGCAGCAUCCUCACCCUCGUUGGCUCCAGCCUCCAGCUCAUUGACCGCUGACUGACGUUGGCCGCGAUACCCAACACAGCCCUUGGGCAGCACAGAAGAGCAUAGCACAGCACCGCUAGCCACUCUUGCAGCUUGCACCACUACCCUCUGUAAGUGGCACCUGCUCACCGCGCUCCCUGAAUGCGAAAAGCUGACACGCGCGCAGCCACCACAGCGACCGUCACCCAGAGACAACAUGUCCGCCAACACCUCGAACCACGCCACCGCCGACAAGGGCAAGGGCAAGGCCCCACGCAGCCCGCCGCCGGGCGUCGUCUUUCCACUGCAGCCACGCAGCCGUGUCCCGAGCGGAGAGAGCACCUCCACUGCUCGUCCAGCUCAGUCAAAUGGCGGCAGCGGCGCCGCCGUGGCGGACCCGUUCACCUCAGCUGGCCUCGCCGCCCGCUUGAACAGCAUCACGCUCAGCGGCGAUUCUCCCAAGUUCGAGCCAGGCAACGUACUCAUCAAGCACCUGCUCAGCGGCAGCACCCCAGACGAGGCAGCCGAGGCGCCAUCUUCUGCCCCAGGUCCAGCCAUCGUCGCCUCGGCAAAGGGCAAGGGCAAGCAACCAGCCAAGGCCGUCGGUCCUCCCCCAGUCGGCACCAUCCCUCGCAAGGUCCACUUCACCACCGACGUGGGCCCCGUCGGGGCUUGUCGCUACCUCAAGGUCGUCAAGAUCGAGGACCGAGCUGACUUCGAUCGCGGUAUCGCUGCCCUGAGUGCUGAUUUCCAAUUCCACCUCGAGGAGCACGUCUACGACCUCAAGAUCUCCGAGCCAAGCAACAUGUGCGCAACCUUCACUGCUUGGUUGGUCUUCAACGAUCUUGGAUCCACACCUGCCUUUCAGAGCCUCUUGGAUAUCGUUCGGCCGAAGUGGAAGUAUGAGUGGGUCAGCCACAGCGCCUACGAUGGCGCAGUCGGAUACCGCAUCUACGCCAACAGCACCCAAGCCUACCAUUACGACGGCCAAUUCGUGUUCGUCUGCCGACCGAUCGCGCCCACCACCGCUGCGGGCCUCGACGAGCUUGAGUCCGGCAUCACGCAGCUGGCCUUCGACCACGGCAGAGUCUUCGCCAGCAAGGACCUUCCAUGGCAGCGUUCCAUGGACUGGCAAUACCGCUUCGAGCUGACUCGUAUCACCGACGCUCACGAGGUCCUUAAGAAGAUCAAUUUCAUGAACCCUCACCACUUCAGCCAAUUCGCAGUGACUGCUCAGCCGUACGGCGACAAUCUGAGCCUCAGCACAGAUAACGAUCACCUUCUCCACGUCACCUGCAGCCCAACUGGCCGCACUGCUUGGUCCACCGGCAGCAACGGUGCACCUCGUCCAUGCACACCACCAAUCGUCGUGCCAAAGGUGCCGGAGCCUUACUGUUACCGCGACCGCUACGAGAUCGACAGCGCCAACUCAUACCAACAGGCUGACCCAUUCGUGUCUUCCUCGAUGGCUCAAGCCGGCCCGAGCACCCACCCCAACCAAGGCGGCUUGUAUCGCCCACCGCAGCGUCGUGGAGACUCCGCUCCCAAUGGCCAGCCACUGCGCAACCGCCAGCUUGGCCGUCGCGACGAUACUGCUGGUGAGGGCUCUGAGUCUCAGGCAGUUGUUCUCGACCGUAUCGUCAGCGGCCAGGACGUUCGCACCACCCUCAUGAUGCGCAACAUUCCAAACAGCUGGACCUUCCGUGAGCUGAAGCGUCGCGUCGACCAAGUUGCCAAGGAUCAGUACGACUUCUCGUACUUGCGCAUCGACUUUGAGAAGAACACCAACGUCGGCUACGGCUUCAUCAACUUCAUCAGCCCAUCUGCCACGGCCCAGUUCGUCGAGAACAUCCAAGGCACCGAGUGGUCGCCAGACUCGCACCCGCGCAAGAACGUGCAGUUGUCGUAUGCUGCUGUGCAAGGUAUCGAUUGCAUCAUCGACAAAUUCCGCAACUCGUCGAUCAUGUCGGAAUUCCCGGACUAUCGCCCAAAGUUGUGGUAUACUCCAUUCGACGCUCCUCACCCUGCUGCUGUCGGCACUGAGAAGCCAUUCCCACCGUCGAACAACAUCACCAAGAACCAGCGCUCGCGCGAUAAUGCGAGCAGCAUUGGCCUGUUCCCGCCACAGCACCGGCGUCAGUACGGUGACCGCUCCCGCCGCUCCCAGUAUGAUCGCGGCACCCAACACCAAAUGACUGAGGAGGCUCUGUACUCAGCUCCGGCUUACGGCUACGACAACUACACUGCCGCUCCAAGCCAGCAGUACCUUCAGCCACCAAUGCCGAUGGCACAACACCCAGCUUUCAUGCAAUACAUGCCAACUUAUGGUCCGGCCCCUUACGUCUACAACCCGGCGCCAUACUACCCACCUCAGCCGAUGCAGUUCGGCGGGCAUUACAUGCUGCCACCGGCACCUCAAGGCUGGCCACACCCGCCGCCACCACAGGCCUUCGGCACUGCCUACGCAGGCAACCCACAGCAAGUCCCACGCGUCAUCGUUGGCGGCUACCAGCAGGUUCCACCACCUGCCACCAACCAGGGCACCGUGGCUGAGGCCGAGACCGAGGAGGUCGAGGCAAGCAACCAGUAAAGGCAGCACUUCUCUGACCUUUUGUCCGCACACAUGCGUCUGCGACUUUCUGUUCACGCACACGCGUCUCUGAUUUUCUGUUCGCGCACACGCAGCUGGGAUGACACGCUCAGCGGCGGCCAAUGCUGCCGAGUGAAAGAGCUUUUAAGUAGACAUCCGUAAUAAUGGCAUCCACUUGACCUUCGCUUCAUGUGCACUCCAGUCUCUACUUCUCUUCAUGCGACCUCGCUGUCCAUUGCUUGAUCGUUUCGAGUCAUGCACUGUCGCUGUCACAGAGUCUGCCGAGAAUGGUGGAGCGCCUCCAGGUCUUGAGCCACCUCGUUGCCGUCGAUGGUACGGACGGGUGGAGAUCUCGAGUCGUCUUGGUGGAGUCUUGUUGAGCCAAACCACUAUCUCUGCGAAUGAGCAAUGCCCCAAUGCCAAUACUGCUCUCGAUUACUGGCGUUUUGAUUUGUCCGCAUUCCAGAGCCAGUGCCGACAAGGCCCUCCUUCCAUGGGUAAGAGCUACUGCAAUGGCAACACUGUUCCAUUUUGCUCCCGUUUUUGGUUGAUGCUGGCUUUGGAGUCAGUUUUGGAAUUACCAGUGCUUCUGUUGAUUCGAGGUGGUACAAUGGUAACACUGCUCCAGAUUGCUCGCAUUUUGGUCGAUCACGGCCUGAGAGUUAGAAAUGGGCUUGGCUAUUGCUUCUGUGGGUGAGGAUCCGCCUAUGCUAAUGCUGCUCCAGAUUUUCGGGACGAUGUUUGGUACCAGUUUCGGAGUGAGUAGUGCACC